GUGGAAAUUUCCAACAUGGUGCUGGAGAAGAAAGCUUCAGCUCGGGUGGAGGCGGGUCAGCGUAGAGUCCUGGAUGAAGCCACCAGGCAGCGGAGACUGACCAGGCAGCUGGAGGCUCUGGAGAAGGACAACUUCCAGUUUACCUUGCAUUUCUAGGACGACCCUCUGUCAUCGCUUCCUCCCCCUGGUCCAACUGCUCGACUCCCUGCCUUCAGUGAGACAGAGGAGCCUGCCCUGACCAGCGCUCAGCCACCACAAGCCAACCUCACCAUGCAAGAGAGGAAUAUGUUCACUGCUGGAUCUGUGCCUUAACACCACAUAUUUCAGCUAAAGAGGUGACUUCUACAGACAGCAGCACGGCCGUGCUAGGUUCAGCAGUGUCAUCCAUUGUUGCUAAGCUGUACAUGGACGAAGCGGCGAAAGAGGCUCUCAAACUCCUUUCCAGGAAUUGCCCCAACACACUGGUUUAGUUAUGUGGAUGACACUUGGGUGAAAAUCAAAAUCCAAAAAGUGCAGGGUUUCACAGACCACAUCAACACAGUGGAGAGCAAGUUUCAAGCAGUUUUAACAGAGAAGACACAAAGAACAACAGGUUAGCCUUCUUGGACUGUGCAGUCAUCGGAGAGAAUGACGACAGUUUAGGAAUAGAAAUUUCCAGGAACGUCACUGACAGACAUCACCCAUUACAACACAAACUUGGUCAUCAGGACCCUCAAUCACAGAGCACAUAACAUCACCACUUCCAUCGAAGCCAAGAGAAAGGAAGACAGGCAUCUGAAGGCAGCACUUAAGACCUGCAGCGCUGGAUGGGUCUUCAACAAGGCAGUGUCACAGUCCUGAAGAAGGACAACAGAACAACCUGAGACCCAGGAUCAGUGGAAGAAUCUGGUCAUUCCUCACAUGAGCGGUGUUUCAGAAAAGUUGAAAUGAUUUUUGGGAACUACCUAAACUUGUUUAUUUCAAACCCACUAAUACACUCGGACAGAAACUUGUUCACCCAAAGGAUCAGACACCGAAACAGAAGAACAGAAGAGCAACAUUGUUUAUGCAGUCCAGUGCAGUGAAGAGUGCUCAGAGCUGUACAUUGGAGAAACCAAAGAGCCUCUACACCGAAGGAACCUGCACAGAAGGAACAACACAUCAGACCCAGUUUCAGCGGUGGAUCUCCAUCUGAAUGAAAAUGGCCACUCGUUUGACGAUAACGAAGUUCACAUUCUAAUCACAGAGGACAAGUGGUUUGAGAAAGGGGUGAGGGAAGCGUUACAUGUACAAGUUAACGCACCCUCUCUCAUCAGAGGAGGCCUCAGACACAAUCUGUCUCCAUUCAUCAUGCUGCCCUUUCAUCUAUUCCAAAAAAGAUCAAGACCACUUCACAAGUCCAACAGAAAGGACAAAACCAACGAUUCUGUACCGAUGGAGGAGCCUGGACGUUGACACUUACUCACCCCCGGCCCUUUGGAGGGGAAAAGCUUACUGAAGGAUAAAUGUGUGGCCUUCAGCCAACUUCUUUCAGAGUGAAGAAGCUAAAACUGGUGAAAUGAUUCUUUUUUCUUUCUUGAUUCUUUUUUUUUUUUUUUUUCUCCGGCGCCGGUCGAGCUGGCUGCUGGUCACAACAGCUCCUGUCCUCUUACUUCUAUUUAUUACUUUCUUUACUUAUUUAAGUUUACCUUUCUAGUGUGUUGUUAGUAGCAUUAGUGUACACAACCUGUGCACAGCUUUUAUAUAGUUUUUCUAAGUUUGGCGCAGUACAAACGCUGUUUUAAAGCUACGAUGUGCGUCGGGGUCAGAGCGCGCAUUGUUUACACCGCGGAGCAGCUGAUCGCGCUGCGCAGCGCCGUAGUUCUGCCCAGAGACAGACACGAGAUCACCGCUGAGGUGCUGGUGAAGUCCCGACGUGGGCGCCGCGCUGGAAAACUACGACGGGAGAAAACGAGACGCUUCAGGCCCGCUGUCCCCUCCGUCAUCAUGGGGAACGUGAGAUCUCUCCCCAACAAGGUACCAGCCGGAGUACAGAACGAGCAGCGUGCUGCUGUUCACGGAGACCUGGCUGACGUCACUCAUCCCGGACUCGACCGUCGCACUGAACAAUUUUCAUCUGCGGUAAGAGGAAGGGAGGGGGUCUGGCUGUGGUUGUGAACACGAGGUGGUGUAUUCCAGGACAGUGCACUGUCAAAAUGAAGCUGUGUAACAGAGACAUUGAGCUGUUGGCGGUGGGCAUGAGGCCAUUCUACCUGCCACGGGAGUUCACACACGUUAUAAUAAUUGCUGUGUACGUCCCACCCUCCGCUAGCGCUGACACAGCUUCUGAGACCCUGCUCUCAGUCACCAGCAGGCUGCAAACACAGCACCCACAGGCCCUCUUCCUGAUCUCUGGGGACUUUAACCAUGCACCUCCUUCAGCUGCUCUGCCUACAUACACCCAAGUAUGUGACCUGCCCCACCAGAGACAAUAAAACACUGGACUUAUUCUAUGCCAACACCAAAGAGGCCUACGCUGCAUCCUCCCUCCCACCACUGGGCAGAGCUGACCACAACAUCCUGCAUCUCCUGCCCGUGUAUAAACCUGUUGUAUACAGGCAGCCGGUGGUGCCCCGCACAGUGAAGAGGUGGACAGCUGAGAGCGAGGAGGCUCCCAGGGACUGUUUUAACACCACUGUGUGGACGGAGCUCUGCGACCCACAUGGGGAGGACAUUAACGCAAUAACAGACUGUGUAACGGACUACGUAAACUUCUGCUGUGAAAACACUGUUCCCACCAGGCGGGUUCGGUGUUUCACCAACAGCAAACCAUGGGUCACCCCUGAUAUUAAAGCUCUGCUAAAGGAGAAGAAGAGAGCAUUUAAAUCAGGGGACAGGGAGGAGCUGAGGAGGGUGCAGAAGGAGCUGAGGAGGAAAAUCCGUGAGGGGAAGUCCAGCUACAGGAGGAAGAUGGAGGAGCAGCUGCAGCAGAACAAUGUGAGUGAGGUGUGGAGGAGCCUGAAAACCAUCUCAGGCUUCAAAGCUCCACACCCACAGGCUGAGGGGGACCUGAGCUGGGUCAACGAGCUGAACUCACACUUUAAUAGGUUUGACCAAGCACCCACUCACACCACCCAGCAGCUGCCUCCAAACCUUUUGUCACCUCAUACCACUGGAUUACCAGCCCCCACAGCCCUUCACACCUUUACACAAAGCCCUCUACCCUCAGCCCUGACGACUGGUGACUCAUCCCAACCACACCGCCUCACUUCACACCACACUGAGUCACUUCCUCAACCCCUCGCUUCACACCACACUAAGACACUCCCUCCACCCCUAUCCUUCUCCAGCACCCAGGUGAGAAGUGAGCUCAGGAAGAUCAAGGCCAGGAAAGCAGCUGGACCAGACGGCAUCAGCUCCAGACUCAUAAAGUCCUGUGCAGGCGAACUGUGUGGAGUUAUGGAGCAUGUCUUCAACCUGAGCCUCAAGCUGAGGGUGGUACCACAGCUCUGGAAGACCUCCUGCGUGGUACCAGUACCCAAGACACCGCACGCCAAAGACCCCAGCAGCUUCAGACCAGUGGCUCUGACAUCACACCUGAUGAAGACACUGGAGAGACUGGUCCUGGGUCACCUCCGCUCUGCAGUGGGAACCUACCUGGACCCGCUGCAAUUCGCCUACCGACACGGCAUAGGAGUAGACGACGCUGUCAUCUUCCUCCUACAUCGAGCCCUUUCCCACCUAGAAAAGCCCGGCAGCACUGUGAGGAUCAUGUUCUUUGACUUCUCCAGUGCCUUCAACACCAUCCAGCCGAUGCUUCUGAAACACAAACUGGAGGAGGCUGGUGUGGACCUUCAUCUGACGGAGUGGAUUAUGGACUAUCUCACAAACAGGCCUCAGUUUGUGAGAGCCAGGGACUGUGUGUCUGACACUCUGACCUGCAGUGUGGGGGCCCCACAGGGGACUGUACUGGCCCCCUUCCUUUUCACCCUCUACACGUCAGACUUCAGACACGACACGGACAGCUGUGUUCUGCAGAAGUUCUCUGAUGACUCUGCGAUCGUCGGACUGAUCACCGAUGAUGACGAUGCAGAGUACAGAGGACUCACUCAGAACUUUGUGGACUGGUGCCAGCGGAACCACCUCCUGAUCAAUGCAGGGAAAACGAAGGAGAUGGUGGUGGAUUUCUGCAGACAGCAGCCUGCUGUCAUACCACUGAUGCACAUCCAGGGAAGGGACAUAGAGAGAGUGGACUCUUACAAGUACCUGGGAGUGCAUCUGAACAAAAAACUGGACUGGACUCAUAACACGGAUGCACUGUACAGGAAGGGUCAGAGCAGACUCUACCUGCUGAGGAGACUGCGGUCUUUUGGAGUGAGGGGGCCACUCCUGAAGACCUUCUAUGACUCUGUGGUGGCAUCAGCCGUCCUGUACGUGUGGUCUGCUGGGGCAGCAGCAUCACAGUGAGGGACAGGAAGAGACUGGACAGGGUCAUCAAGACGUCCAGCUCUGUCCUGGGCUGCACUCUGGACACGGUGCAGGAGGUGGGUGAGAGAAGGGUCCUGGCUAAACUGACAUCCAUCAUGGACCAGGACUCUCACCCACUGGAGGACUCACUGUCUGCUCUGGAGAGCAGCUUCAGUAGCAGACUGAUCCACCCUCGCUGUGUGAAGGAGAGAUAUCGUAGAUCCUUCCUACCUGCUGCUGUCAGACUGUACAAUCAGAACUGUUGACCACGUCCCACCACAGUCACUCACCCACUGCAUCAGUGGUUUAUAUAGCAACCUGCUCUGCACAAUAUUUGUGUAUAUCUGUGAACAAUCAUGUAUAUUGUUACCGGUACAAAUCUUAUACCCAUUACUGUGCAAUAACCCUGCAAUGACCUCAUACUCACUCUAACUGUACUGUACUGCUUUGUACUGUGCCAACACAAACUGUUCUGUACCUGUAUUCUUGCUCAUCUGUACUGCUGUUGUGAGAGGUAAUUUCCCCACUGCGGGACUAUUAAAGGUUUUCUUAUUCUCAUUCUUAUUCUUAUUCUGAUUCUACUGAAAAGAAAACCCCUGGACAGAAGUGUCCAGGGAGAAGGAAGUGCGGAACUCUCUGCUCAGACUGCUGCCCCCGUGACCCGGCCCCGGAUAAGCGGAUGAAAAUGGAUGGAUGAAAAGAAAAAAUCCAAUUGACGUGACUCAACCUUUAGAAUAAAUGACGUUGUGCUUUGUUUUU
Betta splendens (Siamese fighting fish) is the source of this 5184-nucleotide messenger RNA. RefSeq names its product zinc finger, HIT-type containing 1 (gene znhit1). Gene Ontology annotation, biological process: chromatin remodeling. The transcript is spliced from 4 exons. NCBI's taxonomy places the organism in Eukaryota, Metazoa, Chordata, Actinopteri, Anabantiformes, Osphronemidae. The record is from RefSeq and is a predicted model, not a curated record. The coding region runs from base 2386 to 4425 and encodes 679 amino acids. Gene Ontology annotation, cellular component: Swr1 complex. Gene Ontology annotation, molecular function: methyltransferase activity; 2-oxoglutarate-dependent dioxygenase activity; nucleosome binding.